AUGACUGUGGAGAGAAUAAUAGUGCCAGUGAUCGACUUGGCAAAGUUUGAAGAAGAGAAGGAGAAGCUCAUGGUGGCAGUGGAAGAGCUAGGCUGUUUCCGAGUGAUCAACCAUGGGAUUUCUGAGAAAAUUAUGGCUGAUAUCAAGGCUUUAGUGGAACAUCUAUUGAAGCUUCCUACAGAUGUAAAGCAACGUAACACCGAUGUCAUUUCCAAAAGUGGCUACAUAGAGCCCAAUUGUUUGGGACCAUUGUACGAGAGUUUGGGCAUCUACGAUGCUAGCUCCUCCAUUGACAUUCAUACCUUUUGCUCUCUCUUGGACUUCUCGUCCCACGAUAGAGAAAUCUUGAGUACAUUUGCUUUGAAACUUCAUGAUCUCAUCGUGGAUUUGGCAUUCAAAGUAGCCCAAGGUUUAGGAAUCAAGGACUGUUCGUUUCAAGAAUGGUCUUGCAACUUAAGGAUGAACAAAUACAAUUUCACAAAAGAAACUGUUAUUGGCACUUGUGGUGUGAUAGCUCAUUCAGAUAGUAGCUUCAUCACUAUCCUUUUUGAAGAUGAGUCAAAUGAAGGAUUUGAGAUUAUGGGCUCCACGGGAAAUUUUCUAGCCGUUGAUCCUGUUCCAGGAACAUUUUUUGUUAAUAUUGGCGAUAUGGGAAAGGUAUGGAGUAACGGAAGACUUCAUAAUGUGCAACAUAGGGUGUUAUGCAAGAAACCAAAGUCACGAAUCACUAUUGUCCUAUUUAUGCUUGCACCAAAGGACAACAAGAUUGAGCCUCAAGCUGAAUUAAUUGAUUCCGAGCACCCAAAGCUCUUUGAAAGUUUCAACUACAUGGAGUAUAGAAAGAAUCGGGGCUCGACUACAUCAAUAGCCGGUGAAGUCCUCCUCAAAUGGGCUAUAGAUGAAGCUACAAAAAUGGCUUAA
Messenger RNA from Dendrobium catenatum, 921 nucleotides. RefSeq names its product 2-oxoglutarate-dependent dioxygenase DAO-like. Bases 1 to 921 code for a protein of 306 amino acids. The record is from RefSeq and is a predicted model, not a curated record. Gene Ontology annotation, molecular function: indole-3-acetaldehyde oxidase activity; dioxygenase activity. NCBI's taxonomy places the organism in Eukaryota, Viridiplantae, Streptophyta, Magnoliopsida, Asparagales, Orchidaceae. The transcript has 3 exons. Gene Ontology annotation, biological process: auxin catabolic process.